Messenger RNA from Cucurbita moschata (crookneck pumpkin), 1783 nucleotides. Its product is annotated as putative amidase C869.01. Bases 39 to 1682 code for a protein of 547 amino acids. Lineage: Eukaryota; Viridiplantae; Streptophyta; Magnoliopsida; Cucurbitales; Cucurbitaceae. The transcript is spliced from 5 exons. The record is from RefSeq and is a predicted model, not a curated record.
UCAAUUUAUGCAGUUCAAUCCAUUGACCAAGAUUAGACAUGUCAACUUUCCAGGAUCCAAUCCUUUUCCUCUACAAAUCCAGACAGUCCCAAUCUCCGUCCAUACGCUCCUACCGCCGCCGCCGUCGUCGCCACCAUCCAAAAAUGAACAUCGUCUUCUUCCUCUCAGUUUUCUUACUCUUCGUCGGAGCCAACAGUUCUCAAUUUCCGAUCGACGAAGCAACCAUCGCCGAAAUCCAACACGCUUUCUCCCAAAACAAGCUCACCUCCAGAGAACUUCUCGAUCACUACCUGAACAAGAUCGAUUUUCUUAAUCCAGUGCUUAGAAGCGUUCUCGAAGUGAAUCCUGAUGCGAGAGCCCAAGCGGAAACCGCCGAUCGAGAGAGGGAGCUCGCUGGAGGAAAAGCCCUUGGCGAACUCCAUGGAAUUCCAGUGCUGCUCAAGGAUUCAAUUGGAACCAAGGAUCGGCUCAAUACCACGGCCGGUUCCUUCGCAUUGCUAGGUUCGGUGGUGCCUCGAGAUGCGACGGUGGUCCACCGCCUGAGGAACGCCGGUGCGGUGAUUUUGGGGAAAACUUCGCUCACUGAGUGGUAUGGGUCUCGGUCUCUGAAGAUUCCCCAUGGCUGGUGCGCUCGCGGCGGUCAAGCCCUGAACCCAUAUGGGAAAGGCGGGGAUCCCUGCGGUUCAAGCAGUGGCUCAGCCAUAUCAGUGGCCGCCAACAUGGCGGCGGUGUCGUUAGGAACCGAGACAGAUGGCUCAAUUUUGUGUCCGGCCGAUUACAACUCUGUCGUCGGCAUCAAACCCACCGUCGGUCUCACGAGCCGUGCCGGCGUUAUCCCCAUCUCUCCCCGGCAAGACACAAUCGGGCCCAUAUGCAGGACAGUUUCUGAUGCUGUUUAUGUUCUUGAUGCUAUUGUUGGGUUUGAUCCAAUGGACUCUGAGGCAACCAAGGUUGGAUCUCAAUUCAUUCCUUCUGGUGGUUAUAAGCAAUUUCUGAAGAGAGAUGGGCUUACAGGAAAACGAUUGGGCAUUGUUAGGCAUCCCUUUUCUGAUUUGUAUGCCAAUGGAUCCAAGGCCAUUCAAACCUUUGAGCAUCAUGUCAAGCUGCUAAGGAAAAGUGGAGCAACCAUUGUAGACAACCUUCAAAUAUCAAAUGUAGCUGCAAUUCUGAAUCCUUAUGAAAGUGGUGAAUUAGUUGCAAUGAUAGCUGAGUUCAAGCUCACCAUAAACGAUUACCUCAAGAACCUGAUCCAGAGUCCAGUUAGGUCUCUAGCUGACAUUAUUGCCUUCAACAACAACCAUCCUGAACUGGAAAACAUGAAAGAGUAUGGCCAAGAUGCCUUUCUUUUAUCCGAGCAAACCGAGGGGAUCGGAGAGGCAGAGAAGGCAGCGAUUAGUAUGAUGUCCAACUUAUCAAGAGAUGGAUUUGAGGAAAUGAUGAAGACCUAUAAUCUGGAUGCAAUGGUAACAUUAGGGACUGGAGCCGAAACUGUUCUAGCUAUUGGGGGAUACCCUGCCAUCUCUGUCCCUGCUGGAUACGAAGGAAACGGAGAGCCGUUUGGCGUCCUCUUUUCGGGUCUUAAGGGGACCGAACCGAAGCUGAUCGAGAUCGCUUAUGCAUACGAACAAGCCACCAUGGUACGAAGGCCUCCUCCUCUUCUUUCUGACUUGUCAAGUUUGUGAAUGUUAUGUAUGACAUGUUUGCAACCAGAAGAUUUAGUGUAACUGCUCGAAAAUGUGACGUUUGGUAAAAUAAGUUCUUUUCGAUCCUGCCUUGGUGAAAA